UUCAAGCUAUCCUACGACCCAUAAAAUCCGGCAGAGCUUUCUGAUUUCGAUAGCUUUAUGCGGCGGGGAUCGAGGAUAUCACCAACAAGGACAAUGAACGCCGUCAUUCUUGCCGCCGCAGCGUCUCUGUUACUCGGCAUCGGCGGAUUGGUGCUCAUCCAAUUCUGCAUCGUCCGGAGGGCGAUCAGAAGAGGCUUCUUAGGUUUCGGAGCCACAGCCGGACCUUCCGACGAUGCAUGCGACGGCCUGCCGCCGCAACUCCUAGAGAGGCUCCCUCGUUACGACUUCAAAGUAGGAUGCGGAGCCGAGUGCGCCGUGUGCCUGGAGAGCUUGGAGGUGGGCGACGUCUGCAGGUUGCUGCCGGCAUGCAUGCAUGCUUUCCAUGCCCGAUGCGUGGACUGCUGGCUGCUGCAGAAACCAAUCUGCCCGACCUGCCGGACGUCGGCUGCCCCCGGAGGGGCGGCGAUCGUGGCAGAGGUCGGCGGCAUGAGGAGUUCGGAUCCCAAGUUCGAUCUGCCAGGAUCUGUCACUUCAGAUUCCAAGUUCAUGUUUGGAGCUCUCUAACUCCUUGCUAUCAAAUAUCUCAUGCUGAGAAUGAGGAGAAACUUUGGGUAAUCAUUUAACUGUCUGGAAGAUCAAAGGAAUACAAAAUAAAAUACUGCUAAGUCAUUUGGGAACAAUAAUGGAGGAGGAUGAUGAAUUGGCACUGAUCUCAUGCACGAUUAAUUGAUGAUUCGAAGAGUCUAUGUGUAAGACAUGCAACUCAACUAAUUUAUCCACUAUUCAAAUAGUAACAAAACUCUUGAUAGUAAUUCGUUAGUAAUUCAACUAAGAAUCUAUUGUUGUCUUUCUUAAGAAAUCUAAUUUGAUUAGUAUAUUAUUAUAUAAGUGAGA
Molecule: messenger RNA, 894 nt
Organism: Musa acuminata subsp. malaccensis (wild Malaysian banana)
Lineage: Eukaryota; Viridiplantae; Streptophyta; Magnoliopsida; Zingiberales; Musaceae
Product: probable E3 ubiquitin-protein ligase ATL44
Source: RefSeq, a predicted model, not a curated record